Molecule: messenger RNA, 3220 nt
Organism: Drosophila persimilis
Lineage: Eukaryota; Metazoa; Arthropoda; Insecta; Diptera; Drosophilidae
Gene: BTBD9
Product: BTB/POZ domain-containing protein 9
Exons: 5
Coding region: 140-2443 (767 amino acids)
Biological process (GO): circadian behavior; modulation of chemical synaptic transmission; adult locomotory behavior
Molecular function (GO): protein binding
Source: RefSeq, a predicted model, not a curated record
UUGUUUUUUCUUCUAAAAGCGGGUUCAGGGCGUACAAUCGGCGUAAUCUACGUAGCGAAAAAGCAAUAAUACGAAGUUAUACAACACACAGACACACACCAACAGACUCCGGCCCACACAUAGGCUCCCAGCGACGGAUAUGAGCAGCCAGGGACACCACAAGAUGCAUAGAUCGUCCUCCUCCACCGGCAAGAGUAACAAACCCGAUCAGGAGUUCACCGAUGAAAUCGAUCUGUGCGACCGCUUCUCGGCGGACAUGGCUCGGCUCUGCAUGAACGAGCACUACUCGGACGUGGAGUUUGUAGUCGAGGAGCAGCUCCUGCCGGCCCAUCGCGUUAUCCUGGCAGCGCGCAGCGAGUACUUCCGUGCGCUGCUGUACGGGGGCAUGUCAGAGACGACACAACGACGGAUUACGCUGGAGGUGUCGCUGGAUCCGUUCAAAGUGCUACUCCGGUACAUUUACUCUGGAACGUUGCUGCUGUCCACCUUGGACGAGGAUGCCGUGAUCGACGUCCUCGGCAUGGCCAAUCAGUACGGAUUCCAGGACCUAGAGAUGGCCAUAUCAAAAUAUCUGCGUCAGUAUCUGGCUCUCAGCAACGUAUGCAUGAUCCUGGAUGCAGCACGCCUCUACAACCUGGACGAGCUGACCAAUGUGUGUCUAGCGUUCAUGGAUCGCAAUGCACGCGAAUUGCUGCAGCACGACUCAUUCAAAAUGCUCUCCAAGGAAUCUCUAGAGGAAGUCCUGCGGCGGGAUUCGUUCUUUGCCGCCGAAGUACACAUCUUUCAGGCCGUUUGGAAAUGGAGCCGCUAUAAUCCGAAUGUCGACAUCAAGUCGGUGGUCUCGUUCGUCCGUCUGCCACUCAUGAAUCUCGAGGACCUGCUGCAGGUGGUGCGACCCUCCACCAUUCUCGAGCCAGACAAAAUACUCGAUGCCCUUCAAGAGAGGAGCACCUCAAAGUCGCUGCCCUACAGGGCCGCCUUGUUACCCGAUGAGAAUGUGGCCACGGAAAAGCAUGACUCGUAUUGCAUUCAGGGCGAUUGCCGGUCGGCCCUGCUCGACGGAGACGUCACCGACUACGACAUGGAGAACGGCUACACGCGACACUCGAUCACCGAAAACGAUCCCGGCAUUGUCGUUGAGCUGGGCACCACCUUCAUGAUAAAUCACAUCCGCAUGCUGCUGUGGGACCGGGACAGUCGGGCCUACUCCUACUACGUGGAGGUCUCUGGCGACAUGAUGCACUGGGAGUGCGUGGUCGACUACAGCGAGUACCACUGCCGAUCCUGGCAGUAUCUAUACUUUCCGGCUCGGGCCGUCCGCUACAUUCGGCUCAUGGGCACACAGAACACCGUCAAUCGGGUGUUCCAUGUCGUCGGACUGGAGGCCAUGCACACGAGCAAUGUGCCCGAGCUGGUCGGUCACUUUGUGGCGCCGCAGCGAAAUGUGGCCACCGUCGAUCUGAGCGCCAUUGUGACGGACGGGGUCAGCCGCACCCGCAAUGCCCUCAUUAACGGGGACUAUGUACGCUAUGACUGGGACUCGGGGUACACCUGCCACCAGCUGGGCAGCGGCGAUAUUGUGGUCCGCCUAGGGCAGCCCUAUCACGUGGGAUCGAUGCGUCUGCUGCUGUGGGACUGCGACGAUCGCACCUACAGCUUCUACAUUGAGACCUCGACGAAUCGCCGCGACUGGCAAAUAGUGGUGGACCGGCGCAAUGACAAGGUUCGCUCCUGGCAGAACUUUCACUUCACUCCCCGGCCCGUUGUCUUCAUACGGAUUGUAGGCACCAGGAAUACCGCGAAUGAGUCCCAAAUACAGAUAUUCCACUGCGUCCAUCUCGAGUGCCCGUCGCAGGACAAGAGCUACCUCAAGGAAAAGGAGAAGGAAAAGGAGUUCGGCCGACAGCGCGAAUGGGAACGGGAACGGAAACGAGAUCUGGGGAAUCUCCUCAAGCCGAUUACCCCAACGGAUGACAACCAUGCCUCCACCUCUGCGUCAGCUAUAGCCGCCCUUGCAGCCAUCAGCCUAUCCCCAUCAGGAUCAUCGCCGGCCGGUGCGUCCAGCCAGAACGAACUCAAACCGAACAUCCCCUGUCUGCCACAGACAUCCGAUGAACUGGCCGACGUUAUAUCGAAAGCGGAGGCACAGCCUGAACGGGACACACCAGACGAAGUCCCCUCUGCACCGCCUUCGCCUGCAUCAGUAUCGACGCCUGCAGAGGCCCAUGCUGAACCACCUCCGCCGCAGGAGAAGGAGAAAGAAAAGGAGCAGAAGCAGGAGCAGGCGGCUCUGCCUGAGCCAGUGCCAUCACCUCUUCUGGUCGAGCUGGAGCCAAAUGAGCCAGCAACAACAACAGAAGAUACAACAGCAGCACCACCAAUGGCGGCAACAACAGCAGCAGCAGCAGCAGCAGCAGCGGCCCCUCAUCUCCAGCGACGCUGAGUGCUGCAGAUGAAGCCUGUAUUUUCUACUGUUCUUUCAUGAGUGUCCGCCACUCGAAAUACUCCUGUGGUCAAAUUGUAAUUGUUGUAGACGUAGACGCCCGCCUUACAUCCAUUGGUCCCAUUCCACCGAUUCCAGAGUGUGUCCUUGUGAGUCGUCUCCAGUUGAGUUGCAAUCCUGCACCGUAUUUGCACCGCCGUAUUUGUUAUCUAGUCCUUCCCAGUGCCGUCAACCCAAGACACGCUCGAAACAUUCGCAUCGCUAAUUGUUAUUUUACAUACGUCUAGCGCGUAUUUUACUUGUUUCAAAAACGAUAUAUUCCAAUACUUGAUUGGAGUUGAUCGUUGAUUGCGAGACGAAGAUAGGAGCACCCUUUGUUUGCCAGGCAGCAGAGAUAUUUGAUAAGUUUUAAACAUUAAUUGUGCAGACCCGAAAUCAGAUUUCCCAGCACCCCAACCAAAAUUGUAUACGAUAUGCAUCCCGGGGCAUCCCAACGGAUACGGGGAGUCCCCCUAGAGCCUAGACGAACCUAAAUUUAGGAAAAUUUGUAUUUUAUUCAAGAAACAUCAAGUGCACAUCGCACUACAAAAAUCCUAUAGGAAGUAAGAGGAAAGCUCUCUCUUGGGCUUUCCCUUGUGUGGUUUCCGAGCACGAUCUUGCCCCCGGUGUCUACCAAAAUUUAAGUUAUUGGUGUUAUUAUGCAAAUUGUAUCAUACAUACAUUUCAAUGGAAAUUGCACUCAAAAUAAAACCUAACCAAAAAUGUUCACACAAUCAA